AUGCACCUGAAACGUUUCCCUUAUUUUGUAAUCAUUCUUUUUAUACAAAAGAUUCUUUGUGUUAAAUAUGGAAUGACGAAAAUUGAAUGUGAAACUAUUGAUGCCAAGGUGAUGCAAUUCUACGCCUGUGAAUUAGUGCCAGUCUCAAAACAAAUGUCAGAACUAACCGUUAAAAUUCGAGUUGUUAAAAUUCCCCUUAGAAAUAUAAAGAUAAGGGUUGCUUUAACCGUUCCAGGCGUUCUAACUGUCUAUAAUGACACCUGGGAUAUAUGUGCUCUUUUAAGCAAACGAAAAAGCAAUCGGGCAUUUAAUGAUUGGAUUAGACCAGGUCUUAGGGAAUUCACCAAUAUAAAUCACUCGUGUCCUUAUAACCAUGAUUUACAUUUUGUUAAGAUGCCUCAGCCUGCAACGGAAGCAAAGUUUGCCCUCUUCGGUGAUCAAGGCAUUACAUUAGUUGAUGCUCUUGUAAAUGGCAAGAAAGCAGUUUCACUUACAUUAACAUAUUCUGAAAGGCUCUAG
This is a messenger RNA of Stomoxys calcitrans (stable fly), 519 nucleotides long. RefSeq lists its product as uncharacterized. The coding region runs from base 1 to 519 and encodes 172 amino acids. The record is from RefSeq and is a predicted model, not a curated record. NCBI's taxonomy places the organism in Eukaryota, Metazoa, Arthropoda, Insecta, Diptera, Muscidae. The transcript has 3 exons.